Populus nigra (black poplar) is the source of this 2159-nucleotide messenger RNA. RefSeq lists its product as uncharacterized. The record is from RefSeq and is a predicted model, not a curated record. Lineage: Eukaryota; Viridiplantae; Streptophyta; Magnoliopsida; Malpighiales; Salicaceae. The transcript has a single exon. The coding region runs from base 27 to 1790 and encodes 587 amino acids.
CCUUCACUCAAUCCGAAAAUCUCCAAAUGUUGCUACAUCAGGACCUUUCCUUCUCUAAAACCCUAAACCCUAAUUUCUCACCUUUUCCUCCCCGCCCCAAAACCCUAAGCCUAACCCUUAAACCCCAAUUCCUCUGCACCACACUCUCAUUUCCCAGCCAAACCCCCCAAUUAUGGCGCCAAGAUGCCUCUCUCCGCCGAGACACCCGCUCCUUCGCCGGCCGGAGCAAGAAGGAACCGGGCGCUCCAUCUCCUGGUCGAACCGGAGGUUACCGCAGACCGAAGCGGAAGGCACGCAUUAGAAGGGUAAAUAUAGAGGAAUCCCCUUACUUCCGGCUGAAAAACUCCAACAAAAACCACCCAGAUAACUUGACAGAGGACCAAUUGAACCAAAUUGGUCUCGGGUACGAUUACAUGGCUCGGUUCAUGGACAAAGAUGACCCAAAUUUAAAACACCCGUAUGAUUGGUACCGAUAUGGAGAGUACGGGCCUUAUUCAUGGCGAGGUGUGGUUGUUGGUGAACCAGUGCUAGGAGGGAUUACUGAUGAGUGUGUGACAUUAUAUAGUCAAGUGAAAGAUGAUGCAGAGUGGGACAAAAUUGAGCAACAUGAAAUGGCUGUUGAUUUUGGAGAGAGGUUGAAACAAAUGAAUAAAGAAGCUGGGUUUCGGCAUUUUUGGGUUUUUGUUAGACAUCCGAAAUGGAGGUUAAAUGAAAUGCCAUGGGAGCAGUGGACACUGGUGAGUGAAGUUGUGGUGGAAGCCGGGAAACAGCGGUUGGAUAAGUGGAAUUUGAUGGGGAGGUUAGGGAAUCAAGCAAGGAAGUUGAUAACACGGUGUGCUGCUUGGUUUAGGCCGGAUAUUAUUUAUGUUAAGAGGCCAGUUUUUCAGUGUAGGUUUGAGCCUCAAGAUGAUUUUUUUAGGGGCUUAAUGCCGUUUUUGGAUCCGAAAACAGAAAAGGAUUUUUUGUUUGAGUUGGAGAAUGAGGAUGGGAGCGUGCAGUUGUGUACGUAUUAUGAAGGGUUGUGUAAGAUUGUGAAGGUGAGUCAGAAGGCGUUUGUGGAUGAUGUGGUGAAUGCGUAUGAGAAGAUGAGUGAUGAGAGGAAAUCAGAGUGUUUGGGGUUCUUGAUGAGGAAUCAUCCGGUGCAGUUGUUGCAUCCGUAUACGAAGGAGUGGAAGGCUAAGUUGGAGGAAAUUGAGUUGGGUUGUGAUGCACCAGAUGACGAUGAAGAGUAUGGUAAGAAUGAAACUGAGUACACUGAGUGGAUUGAGGAUGAUGGUGAUGGUGAUGGUGAUGAUCAAGAUGACGUGGUUCUGGACAUGGAAGGAGGUGGAGUUGAUCAGGAUGAUGAUGAUGAAUCAAUAAGUGAAGAAGAAGAUGAUGAUGAAGAAGAAGAAGAAGAAGAAGAGAACGAGCAGUAUUGGGAGAAGAAGUUUAAGAAGGCAUUGAGUAGUUCUGAAGACAUGGAGAAUCUUGUGAAAUGGAGUGUAGAUAGAACUGAUGAGAUAUAUAAGAAGCAGUCUAAGGCCAUGAUGCAAGGGGAAGAAGGGAAGGGGAAGAGUGAAGCGGAUGGAGAUGAAACUGCAUUGAGAGGUGUUCGAGCUAAAGUCAGUCCAAAAGAAUGGAAGAUUGUGGGGAUUGGUAGAUGGGGAAGGAGGAUCAAGAAGGCUAAAAUACCUCCGGGUUUGUUUCUGAGAGCAGCAGUGAGACCUUUUAGAUAUAGGAAUCUAGUCAAGGAGAUUGUUUUGACAAGGCAUGCAAUCUUGGAUGGUGAUAUCGGUGGGAAGGAUUGAAGUUCUGGGUCUACGGAUUGUUGUUUUUUAGAAGUGAUCCUCUUCUGUGAGCAAUUGUGAAAUUUCUUUGCCAAACCCAACUGCACAUUGCCCGAGUCUUUGUUAAGUGCUUUGAGCAUGUAAAACUAAUCGUACAAUUUCGGUCUGAUUUUGUUCAGAGUAGAGAAUAAUGAUAGACUCAGUCUAUUAAAUGGUGUAUGGAUCACCGCAUGAUGUGUGUUGUGAUUACUGUGAACUUGCACUGCAAAAUAAAGUCUGAGAGCAUUGUAUUUCUAGUCUAUUAAAUGGUGUAUGGAUCACCUCAUGAUGUGUGUUGUGAUUACUGUGAACUUGCACUGCAAAAUAAAGUCUGAGAGCAUUGUAUUUCUA